UAGUUUUCCUAACAAUUUUUUAAUCAAAACCUGGUUCAAUUAAUCUGUGAUAGCAAUUAGGUAUCUCAUUCCCAAACAGGGCCACUUCAAAUCCUCCCUCAGUUGAACCUCGCGAAAACAGUGUCCGGCGAGUUCUCCGUCCAUCUCAGACCCUUCAGAAAAUGGCUUUAGGUGGACCAGCUCCCCCAAGAGGAAGUGCAGCAGCUACUGCUAGCAUGAGGAGAAGAAAAACAACCAGUGGCGGGGCCUCUGGAGGAGCAGCUGGGAAUAUGCUUCAGUUUUACACUGAUGAUGCCCCUGGACUCAAGAUUUCCCCAAAUGUGGUUCUUGUAAUGAGCAUUGGCUUUAUAGCAUUUGUUGCCAUCCUUCAUGUGGUGGGCAAGCUGUAUUUUGUGCGUAGGGAGGCUUAGGGGAUAGGCAAGAAGUUAAGUUCAUUUUUAGAUUUUUAAUUCAGUGUCUUUAAUGGUAUUUAGAUUUUUUGUUGUGGGAUGCAUCCUUCCCUUUGCUGUUAUUAGAACCACAUCGUUACCAGAAUAUUGCCAAUUGAUAAUGACUUCAAGGGACAAUUAGCAUGCUUGAAAUUUAAGAUUUGGUUGAGGAAAUCACAUGGUAGUGAAUCAUUUAGUAUUGUAUUUGAAAACAACCUGAUUCUUUUUGGUAGAAUAAAUUGCAGAAGGAAGCUCUUUUCUGCAUUUUGUGAUUUGAGUUAUGAUGAAGUCAUAACUGGUUUGGAACUGCAAGUAUA
Gastrolobium bilobum is the source of this 745-nucleotide messenger RNA. RefSeq names its product protein transport protein Sec61 subunit beta-like. Gene Ontology annotation, biological process: intracellular protein transport. The record is from RefSeq and is a predicted model, not a curated record. The transcript has 2 exons. Lineage: Eukaryota; Viridiplantae; Streptophyta; Magnoliopsida; Fabales; Fabaceae. Gene Ontology annotation, cellular component: endoplasmic reticulum membrane; Sec61 translocon complex. Bases 162 to 410 code for a protein of 82 amino acids.